Messenger RNA from Vombatus ursinus (common wombat), 1842 nucleotides. RefSeq names its product immunoglobulin superfamily member 1-like. The record is from RefSeq and is a predicted model, not a curated record. Bases 23 to 1342 code for a protein of 439 amino acids. Gene Ontology annotation, cellular component: plasma membrane. The transcript is spliced from 6 exons. Lineage: Eukaryota; Metazoa; Chordata; Mammalia; Diprotodontia; Vombatidae.
GGGAAAUGGGACAUUGUGGUGAAUGGAUGGAGUGAUUCAUGGAGGGGCUUCAGAAUCUGAUGGUGAAGGAAACAUGACGCUUAGAGAAAUCUCCAGGAAUGUGGACUCUGUUUCCUUCUCAGACACCCUUCCACGGCCCACCCUCUGGGCCAUCCCAAGUCCUGUGGUCCUCGGGGGAGCAGAUGUGACCCUUAGGUGCCAAGGUCACCUGGGGAGUGACCGAUUCCAGCUCUGGAAGGAUGGAGAGCUCAGAAAUGAGAGAAAUGCAUCCUGGCAGCAGGCAGAGUUCAUGUUCAGGAAUGUGGAUGACUGGAGAGAUGCGAGAAGCUACAGCUGCCGCUCUGGGCAGGGACCCUGGUGGUCAGAGCUCAGUGAAGCCUUGGCCCUGGUGGUGACAGGAGCCCUCCCCAAACCCUCCAUUUCAUCCUCGCAUUGCUCCACAAUAUCCCCAGGGACAACAGUGACCAUCUGGUGCCAAAUAUCAUCACAGGCUCCCCCUCAGGACUACAGUUUAGCCCUGCUGGAGGCAAAAAGCCUGGAACCUUUGCAGCGACAGAGCCCUGCAGGGACAUGGGCUGUUUUCUCACUUCUGUCUGUGAGGCCCGAGGACACUGGGAGCUACAGCUGUAUUUACUACAAGAAGACAGCCCCACACAGAGGGUCCCAUCCCAGCCAGGCCCUGGAGCUGACUGUGCUUGAGGUGACUUUCACUCUGUGGAAGGCUGGAACCCAGGGGCCCUUACAGCAGCAGACCUCAGCAGAUCUCUGGACUAGCUUUCUGCUCCCAUCUGUGAGACCUGAGGACACUGGGAGCUACAGCUGUACCUACUGGAAAAGGAGAGCGUCUGCUAGAGGAUCAGAGCCCAGUGAGGCCCUGGAGCUGCUGGUGCCAGGCUCUCUGCCCAAGCCUUCCCUCUCAGCCAUCCCAGGCCUUGUGGUGGAGCCCGGGAUGCAUGUCACUCUCCAGUGCCGGCAGCCCCCUCAGACAUUCCUCAGAGCUGUGACUUUCGUUCUGCUGAAGGUGGGGACCCCCCAGCCCCUGCAGAGCCAGAGCCCAGCUGGGACCUCGGCUGACUUUCCCCUGCUCUCUGUGAGGGCCCAGGAUGCUGGCGACUACAGCUGUGUCUACCACAGGAGGAUGGCUCCACACCAGGUGUCUGAGCCCAGCGAGGUCCUUGAGAUCUGGGUGACAGGUGAGGAGUCGUCUGUGGUCUCCAGGAAACAUCAGAGGAAUGAAAAUCCAGCCUUGAGACUCAUCCAGGGAAGUCAAGGGGAAGGCAGUGCAAGGAAGCUACUGAUGCGAGCACUGUUAAGAAACCGAAGCUUGGGCCCCCAAGAUUAACUGUGGGAACACAGAGGAGAUGUGGCCACUUCAGCUAAUGCUCCAUGAUGCAGAAUCCUUGUCAGUCAAUAAGCAUCUAUUAAGGGCUCACUUAUUUGCAGGCACUGGGCUAAUCCCUGGGGAUACAAAGAAAUGCCGAAGACAGUCCCUGCCCUCAAGCAGCUCACACUAAUGGAGGAGACAUGUAAAAAUUCUUAUACCUACAGGAUAUAGACAUGGAAGGUGGGCGGUCAUUUCAGAGAGGAGGCUCUAGCAUACCUGGGAAUGGCCUCCUGCAGAAAGAGGGAUCUUACCCGAGGCCUGAGGAAGACCAGAGGAGGAGCUCCAGUGUGAUCCUGUCCCAUACCAAGCUGUCCAGAGUUGAAGUCAAAUUCUGUCCAAAAGGAUCAUACUGUGGGGAGUCUCAUACAAAUUGGCUUGGCCACGCUGGUCCUUGUAACCCUGGGGAUCAUCCUGGGUGAAGCCUGGAGUAGCUGGAGGAGGAGUGAGGGCACAACUCU